This is a messenger RNA of Mugil cephalus (flathead mullet), 4669 nucleotides long. RefSeq names its product ectodermal-neural cortex 1 (gene enc1). NCBI's taxonomy places the organism in Eukaryota, Metazoa, Chordata, Actinopteri, Mugiliformes, Mugilidae. Gene Ontology annotation, molecular function: protein binding. The coding region runs from base 339 to 2114 and encodes 591 amino acids. The transcript has 3 exons. The record is from RefSeq and is a predicted model, not a curated record.
AGAGAGAAGUGGGAGCGCAGGAGGAGGAGGACCGUCACAGAAAGCACCGGAGCGACGGCGGCGCAGGCAGACGCGAACAUCCCGGCUCAUCAUUCACCGCAAAACGAUCCUUUAUUUACGCGCACUCAUCGGGGAUCUGGACGAGCGAUAACGGCCUCAUCUGACACCGAGCACCCCGGCUGCAUACGUUUGUUUUAUUUUUAUUUUAUUUUUUCGGGAAUAACCAAGGAGUUCCACUCCCCGAGCGCACGGCUUGCAUCGUGGCUCUUUCAGAAGUGGCAUGUUCGAGGGAUACGGCGGACGCAAUUGAACUCCUGCUUUCACCCAAAGAGGAUUCAAUGAAAAUGUCCGUGUGCGUCCAUGAGAACCGGAAGUCCCGAGCCAGCACCGGCUCUAUGAACAUCUACCUUUUCCACAAGUCCUCCUAUGCCGACAGUGUCCUCAUGCACCUCAACUCUCUACGGCAGCAAAGGCUCUUCACGGACGUCCUGCUUCAUGCUGGCAGCCGCUCCUUUCCCUGCCAUCGCGCCGUGCUGGCUGCCUGCAGCCGCUACUUCGAGGCCAUGUUCAGUGGUGGCCUGAGGGAGAGCCAGGCCAGUGAGGUGGACUUCCGCGACUCCAUCCACCCGGAGGUUUUAGAGCUUCUGCUUGAUUAUGCGUACUCAUCACGCGUGGUCAUCAACGAGGAGAAUGCAGAGUCACUACUGGAGGCCGGGGACAUGUUGGAGUUUCAGGACAUUCGCGACGCUUGCGCCGAAUUCUUAGAGAGAAACCUUCACCCGUCCAACUGUCUUGGGAUGCUGUUGCUGUCUGACGCCCAUCAGUGUACCAAGCUGUCAGAGCUCUCCUGGGGCAUGUGUCUCAGCAACUUCCCUGCUAUUUGCAAGACAGAGGACUUCCUCCAGCUGCCCAAAGAUAUGGUGGUGCAACUUUUGUCACACGAGGAGCUAGAAACAGAAGAUGAGAGACUUGUUUAUGAAGCCGCCCUUAACUGGAUCAACUAUGACCUGGAAAGGAGGCACUGCCAUCUACCAGAGCUCCUGAGAACCGUCCGCCUAGCUCUGCUGCCGGCCAUCUUUUUAAUGGAGAACGUCUCGACAGAAGAACUGAUCAACGCCCAGGCCAAGAGCAAGGAGCUGGUGGAUGAAGCCAUCCGCUGUAAGUUGAAGAUCCUGCAGAACGAUGGUGUUGUAAACAGCCCAUGUGCACGACCAAGAAAAACCAGCCACGCGCUCUUUCUUCUGGGUGGGCAGACUUUCAUGUGUGACAAGUUGUACCUGGUGGACCAGAAGGCCAAAGAGAUCAUCCCUAAGGCUGACAUCCCCAGCCCCAGGAAGGAGUUCAGCGCCUGCGCUAUUGGCUGCAAGGUGUACAUCACUGGUGGGAGGGGCUCAGAGAAUGGCGUGUCCAAAGAUGUAUGGGUCUACGACACUGUCCACGAGGAAUGGUCGAAGGCAGCGCCCAUGCUCAUCGCCAGAUUUGGCCAUGGCUCCGCAGAGUUGAAACACUGCCUCUACGUCGUAGGGGGUCACACUGCAGCAACUGGCUGCCUCCCAGCUUCUCCGUCAGUGUCACUCAAACAGGUGGAGCAGUUCGACCCAGUGGCAAACAAGUGGACCAUGGUGGCUCCUCUUAGAGAGGGCGUGAGCAAUGCGGCAGUAGUCAGCGUCAAGCUCAAGCUGUUCGCCUUCGGAGGAACCAGCGUCACCCACGACAAGCUGCCCAAGGUGCAGUGCUACGACCCACAGGAGAACCGAUGGACUGUGCCCGCAUCCUGCCCGCAACCGUGGCGCUACACAGCUGCGGCCGUGCUGGGCAACCAGAUCUUUGUCAUGGGCGGGGAUACCGAAUUCUCGGCAUGCUCGGCGUACAAGUUCAGCAGCGAGACCUACCAGUGGACUAAAGUGGGGGAUGUGACGGCCAAGCGGAUGAGCUGCCAGGCCGUGGCAUCGGGGAAUAAACUGUAUGUGGUGGGCGGGUACUUUGGCACACAGCGGUGUAAAACUCUGGACUGCUAUGACCCCACACUGGAUUCGUGGAACAGCAUCACGACUGUGCCAUACUCACUCAUUCCUACUGCUUUUGUCAGCACCUGGAAACACCUACCUGCUUGAGUCCUAAAUCUUCGAUCUGCACCCUCUCCAUGAGAUUUCCCUGUUUUGCAUCAUCUACUGGUCUCCCAACUGUGAAGAAGCACACGUUCUCUUCCUCCUGAAAAAAAAUUCAAAAAAAUUCAAAAAAAUUAUUAAAAAAAAAAAAAAGGGAAAAGAGAGACGCCGAGCAGUGAUGUACAGCUACCCGCAUUCAUUUUUGACGUCGCAGCGAUGCAGAGCCGGAGACGGCUGGACACUUCCCCCCGUCUCGUUUCUGAGAAAGGAAGCCGAGGCGGACGCGCAAAGAAACCAAACAAAACUGCUGCUUGUUGUAUGAGGCGACCUUGUGUGGCAUACCUGCCUUUCGCUUUCAUGCUGCCGUAGGAGCGCCGCAAACAUAUCACACAACCCGCAUUUGUCCCGUUUAGUCGUGACAGGCUUGUGAGGAUCUGUAUCGAUGUUUUUCUCUAUGGUAAUAAUAAUAAUAAUAAUGUUAAAAAAAAAAUACUGUAUAGCAUGAUGUUUAGAUUGAAGAAGGGGGAAUGCAAUGAUCGGUGUGCUAAAGAACAAAAAGACUGAACAUAGGUUUAUAAAAAGGCACAAUGAAGGAGCAAAUCCCCACUUCUAUACCCUCUUAAAUAAGUUUGUAUUUACUUUCGAUUAUUUCCGACGUCUGACAGCUCUGACACGGAGACCUCCGCCUCUUACGAAGGCUUUCACUGCGAGUCACGAGGCGCCCGACGACCAGACACCAGCUGAGGUUGAGGAGGACGGGGAGGGGGUUCGGUGCGAGUUGGUCCCAGGUGCCUCCGGGUCACGACCUUUUACGUGUUUGCUGUUUUGCAGCGACGCAUUAGCGCCCGGCCGUCCACCGACCCCACCGCCGUACGCGCCCGCUACGGGAGGAGCGCCGUCACAUUGAGCUGUACGCUUAGAUGCUGUAAAAGCUCGCUGAGUCACGGCUGAACCCUUUUAAGAGCAUGCACACUCAUCGUGAUUCAGUACAAACUGGCAUGAACUCCUCUCCGUGGUCGCAGGAAUCCUGUCACCUUAACACAAACUGAGAAUCUCAUCAGUUUCUUCUUGCUGCAAUGUAGUCUUAAUUUAUAUGGCAAUGGUUACUCUGUUCUGUAAUAUGUUUAAUCCUAUUUAUUUCUUCUCUGCCUGCAUUCAUAUGUGAAUGUAUGUUUUUUUUUUUUGUUGUUUUUUUUGGGGUUGUGUCAUGCAUGGCCAUGUGUUGUGUUCUAUUUGAUCUCAGUGGGGCUGCAUUUUGCACAGUUCAGUCUCAUUCUCUUAAAAGACACGGAGGUGCACCUCAGUUAUUUCCGAGAGCGUGGAUGGAAGAGGAAGAACGGCUCAAAUUACUGGUGACGUGAAGCAGUCGUUAGCAAAGGUCAUGGGGUCCCUACCGCGUCAAACACUGCGUCCGAUGGAUUCUUUUUAGGCUCCAACCUGGGCCCAAACCUGCCUUAAACCGGCCCAAUUUGGAGCCCAACUGAAGCAAUGAAACGAGAUUUAAAAAACUACAGCUGAACGACGCAUUGUGUGACCCGUUAACUAGGAGGGACAUCACAGGGCGACCCCCGGACAUGGUUAAGAAUGCCACGGUCUUUGCAGCUGUCUGUCCUGAGGACAGCUGGAGGGACGGUCACAUGCGCUAACUUAGCCGCGUUGAGUGUAAAAGUCUUCUUUACCGUAACACUGAGGAAAGGGUUUGGUCCAGUGAGCUGCGCGUUGUUAAGGGCAGACACCACAGUGCUUUUCACCAUAGUGUCAUUGAUGCACAUAAAAAAAAAAAAGAAAAUAAACAUAUUGCUGAUGAAGUUUUAUGAAGACCAAAAAAGAAAAGAAAAAAACAGUGAAUGUCUUAAAAAAAAAACAAAAAAAACAACUUGCAUAUGAAAUACUACGAAAUAAUCAGUGUUUCUGUCUGUGUCCGUCUACAAAACAUUGACGUUUUACAAUUGAAUAUUAAUGGAAUCAUUGAGUUUCAAUGUAAGAGGUGGUGUUUUGGUGUCUUUUUUUUUUUUUUUUCAAAUGUCACGGACUCAUGAACUGAAAUCUUUCAGAGUAGUGGUGGGAGGGCGGGUGAAGUGGCUAACAGCCCCUUUAAUGCUAGUUCACCUCCUUAAGCCACCCAAAAGUUCCAUUCAUUAGCGAGACCUCUGCGGAGACCAUUGUGACCUCCUCCAACCACUGAGCACGGAGCCUCUGAGCUCCCACCAAUCAGAUAAGAGCGUUUCUUUCCCAUAGAGCACACGUUUCCCCGGCAACAGCGAGUAAUGAAUGCCCCUUCAAUUUGCACCUAAUUGCUGAGUGGCAUUUCCCAUUUCUGCUCUUGCCCUCCUCUUAUCCUCCGUCUCAGAUUCGAGCGCAAAUAAAAAAAAGAACAAAAAAAAAAAGAAAAAAUUGGACAGAAAACACUGUCGGCGUGCAUCCGUUUCUUUUCUCUCUCUCUCUCUCUCAUCAUGUAAGAGUUUAAUUUCUAUUUUUUAUGGCAUUAUUUUGUACAUGUGAUUUUUUUCACAAUGUGAAAUUUCAUGGCUAAUAAACAUAAAGAGUUUUUUCCUCUUGAA